Molecule: messenger RNA, 1744 nt
Organism: Meira miltonrushii
Lineage: Eukaryota; Fungi; Basidiomycota; Exobasidiomycetes; Exobasidiales; Brachybasidiaceae
Product: Pkinase-domain-containing protein
Exons: 2
Coding region: 36-1568 (510 amino acids)
Biological process (GO): protein phosphorylation; mitotic DNA damage checkpoint signaling
Cellular component (GO): nucleus
Molecular function (GO): protein serine/threonine kinase activity; ATP binding
Source: RefSeq, a predicted model, not a curated record
CCGGAUUAUCAGAACGCUUUCAACUAAUUUGCAAAAUGGGAGAUGGUGCAUUCUCCAAUGUGUACAAAGCUCGCUAUCGUAAAAGCGGACAAAAGGUCGCCAUCAAAGUUGUGCGGAAGUACGAGCUGAAUAGCAAUCAGAGAGCAAACGUGUUAAAAGAAGUACAAAUUAUGCGCACCUUGAAGCACGAUGGGAUCGUCAAAUUGUUGGAAUUCUCCGAAUCAAGAGAUCACUACUAUCUCGUAUUGGAGUUACUAGAGGGCGGUGAACUGUUCCAUCAGAUCGUUAAGUUGACAUACUUUAGCGAGGCCUUGGCAAGACAUGUGAUUUUGCAGGUGGCAAACGGUAUUCGGUACCUACAUGAAGAGCGCGGAAUCGUUCACAGAGAUAUCAAGCCAGAGAAUCUACUCUUCGAAUCAAUCAAGAUCAUUCCCUCCAAAAUAGAUAAAGCAAGACCUUAUGACGAAGAUAAAGAAGAUGAAGGAGAAUUCAUGCCCGACAUCGGCGGUGGUGGAAUUGGUAAAGUCAAGAUUGCCGAUUUUGGAUUGAGCAAAGUCGUUUGGGAAGAAAGUACAAUGACACCUUGUGGUACGGUUGGAUAUACUGCACCAGAAAUCGUUAAAGAUGAAAGGUAUUCCAAAUCGGUCGAUAUGUGGGCACUAGGAUGUGUGCUAUAUACACUCUUGUGUGGUUUCCCACCUUUUUACGAUGAGAGUAUAUCUGUCUUAACGGAAAAGGUCGCAAAAGGAUACUACACCUUCCUCAGUCCUUGGUGGGAUGACAUUUCUGGUUCGGCAAAAGAUUUGAUCACACAUUUGCUAUGUGUUGAUACUUCCAAACGGUUCACCAUUGAUGAAUUCUUGGCGCAUCCGUGGUGCACUGUCAAAGAUCCCGUUCCUGAUCUCAAUUCAGCCGAUAUUGCACUGGCAAAAGCAAGUGAAAUGCCACUUGAUAGUCCUCUACUACAAAGUAUGAAGAAGGGCAAUAGUGCAAGACAGGCGAUGAUGAGUCCAGGUAUCAAUCAAUUAAAGGAAGCAUUCGAUGUGACAUAUGCCGUUCAUCGUAUGGAGGAAGAAGGUGCACAUAGACGAGGUGCUGGCGGACAAGAGAAUUUGAGAGGAAUCGCUCUGAAUGAAGAUGAUGAAGACGAAGAGGAUGUUGAACAAAUUCAAUCUGCUGCAAGGAAACGCGGUGAAACAGUUUCGCCUCCAAGAAGUGAAAGAGAAUAUCAUCAACAGCAACAGCAGAGACAUCAACAGAGUUCAUCUACUUCUUCUUCCAAUUCAUCAUCCGCUCAACAACAACAAACUGCUGCUCAACAGUAUCCCGGUCGCGGUGGCGCUGAUAGAAAGAUGGCCGAAGCUGCACUUUACGAUGGAAGGGCUGGCACCCGUGAUCGCGGCUCAGCGGCUCGUAACAAGAAACAAUUUGAAUUGAAUAUGGGUAAUGCCACCCUAUUAGGAAGAAGAAAUCGUGGAAAUCCAGAUGGAAGUAUUGAACAAAUGCUGGAUCAUGGAAAUUCUCAUCCGACAAAUUUUGUUCCCGGUAGUCCGAUGCGAGUUGAUUAGAAAAAUUACAACAGCUUUUUCUUUCAUCUUUCGUUCUCGAAAUUAAUCUGUAUUUUUGCCUCAUUUUAUCUAUCUAUCAUAUAUGGAUCCUCGUAAUUUUAUCAUCAAUCAUCAGACCUUUAUUACGUAUUUUUACAGACAGCGUACUUUGCAAAUAAUACAUCAUUUGUUCCACA